CAUGUGUAGUAAAAGUAAGAGCUUCCGAUGUAAACACAGAAUGAUCUUUCGAAAUAUUUCACGUUUAACGUCAAAAAGAUGUAUAAGUUAUAUCCAGGGUCAAUCACCUGAACCAAAGAUUCGAGAAUACUUUUACUUUAUAGAUCAUCAUGGUCAGCUAUUCCUUGAUGAUGCUAGAAUGAAGAACUUCACAUCAUGCUUCAAAGAAAAAGAUUUUCUAGUGUUUUUCUUUAAAAGACUGAGAAUGAAUACAACAGACAGAUAUAAAGAAGAUUUUCCUUAUCUGUCACUCUGUGGAAGAGAACGAAACUUUGUACGAUGUGACGAUCAGCCGAUUGUAUACACCCAUAUCAUACCCUCAAAUGACGAAAGUGAAAAUGAUCAGUUAUCAUAUGGCGGUGCAGGACCUGCUAUGACUGUAGAAUUUGAACCAGAAAAAAUCUGUAUGUUACCAAAUACAGGCCGUGUUUAUUAUCCAGCUACAGAAAAGCUUGGUGGUAUUGGUCUAGUAAAAUCUAGUCUUGCUAUUGAUCUUAGUAAACAUUUUGAAUUUCGAAACAAUGAGCAAAAUCCACCAACACAUUUUAACUGGAAGAAUAAAAAAUAUACUUUAACAAAUGAAUUGGUCAAAAUGGUGGAUUCUGAACUAUCGUAAAUAAUUGUAUUGUAUUUUUUUUGGAUAAUUAUUUAGAAAUGCAUCUUCUAAGAAGAAAUUUCUCGAUUUGAACUAGUCAUGCUAAAUGAAUUAUUCACUUCAAAUUGUCUUGUCUCUGCAGUGACAAGAUGAUAUAUUUAUGUACUGACAUACAACAAAAUGUUUGAAGAAUGAUUUUUAUCUGUGAUAAAACUGCUUCUAUGUAUAUAUAUAUAUAUAUAUAUAUGUCUAGGUUGUAUUUUUUUUUCUUUCAUAAAUUUAAAGAAAUACUAAUGUAGACUUGAAUAAAAAAACUAUCAAUCUUGGA
This is a messenger RNA of Mytilus californianus (California mussel), 962 nucleotides long. RefSeq names its product UPF0598 protein CG30010-like. Lineage: Eukaryota; Metazoa; Mollusca; Bivalvia; Mytilida; Mytilidae. The record is from RefSeq and is a predicted model, not a curated record. The transcript is spliced from 4 exons. Bases 2 to 655 code for a protein of 217 amino acids.